AUGCCCCCCCUGGGAACCAUCCACACAAACCCCAACAACCCCCGUGUCUCCAAAAUCCAAGCCGCCGCCAACCUCAACAACCUAAUCCUCACCUUCGCCCCCUUCGAACUAGGCAAAACAAACCACACCCCAGAAUUCCUCUCAAAAUUCCCACUCGGCAAAAUCCCCGCCUUCACAUCCGCCGAUGGCAGUGUAAAUAUUGUCGAGUCGGACGCCAUCGCGCAGUACGUUGCUGCAAGCGGCCCAGCCGCGGAGCAGCUCCUGGGCAGUAAUCCGAUCCAGCGCGCGCAGAUACGGCAGUGGAUCAGCUUCUCAGCGAAUGAGAUGGAAGCGUCGCUGAUCCCGUUGGUGCUCUGGCGGAUUGGACUCGCUGGGUUUGAUUCGGCGAAGGAAGAAACUGCGUUUAAGGGCCUGGAGCGGGCGUUAGGUUGCCUGGAGAAAAGUCUGGAAGGGAAGGAGUGGUUAGUUGAUGGGGAGGAGGUGAGUUUGGGGGAUUUAAGUGUUGCGUCGGCGUUGGUGCCGGGGUUUUUGGUGGUUAUUGAUGAGGAGAUGAGAGGGAGGUUUCCGGGUGUUGUGGGAUGGUAUGAGAGGGUUAUUGGGUUGGAGGGGGUUAGAGAGGCAUUUGGGGAGAAGGUGUUUGUUGAGAAGAGGCAGGGUCCUCCGGCUUAA
Molecule: messenger RNA, 669 nt
Organism: Aspergillus chevalieri
Lineage: Eukaryota; Fungi; Ascomycota; Eurotiomycetes; Eurotiales; Aspergillaceae
Product: glutathione S-transferase family protein
Exons: 2
Coding region: 1-669 (222 amino acids)
Biological process (GO): translational elongation
Cellular component (GO): nucleus; cytoplasm
Source: RefSeq, a predicted model, not a curated record